CGGGGCGACCGUAUCACGUGACCAGCGUGGCCGCCAUGGGACUGCUGAGACCGGCAGUGUUGUUGGGUCUGCUGGGGAGCAGAGGAGUAAUAAGAAGUAUGUGUGCUCAGGUGGGAGACUGGCAGAGUGCCAAGUCCAUUUAUGAAUUCUCUGCCAAGGACAUCGAUGGAAAUGAGGUGUCUCUUGAGCAAUACAGGGGUUACGUCUGCAUCAUUGUAAAUGUAGCGUCUAAAUGAGGAAAGACCAGAGUAAACUACACUCAGCUAGCGGGAAUGCACGCCUCCUACGCUGAGAAGGGUUUACGCAUCCUGGGCUUCCCAUGCAACCAGUUUGGAGGACAGGAGCCAGGUACGGAAGCAGAGAUAAAAGAAUUUGCCAAAGGUUACAAUGCCGAGUUCGAUCUCUUCAGCAAGAUAGAGGUGAACGGAGACAACGCUCACCCUCUGUGGAAGUGGAUGAAGGCACAGCCCAAAGGCAAGGGAACCCUGGGAAACAACAUCAAAUGGAACUUCACAAAGUUUCUUAUAAAUAGAGAGGGACAAGUGGUGAAGAGAUACGGCCCAACAGAUGAUCCCAGUGUGGUGGAGAAGGACCUGCCCACAUACCUGUAAUGCCGCUGUCUUUGUUGGACUCCUAACCUCUCCCGUGGACUUCAGGGCGUGUGUGUGUGUGUGCACCUGGACCAGUGACGGCCCGUCUGUAAACCCAGCACUGGGAAGGGCAGGGCCUGAUGAUCUUCUGCGUGCAACUUAUCUCCAGAGCGCACUCACACCAAACCCUGUCCGACCACAGGAGAGAACGCUCACUAGUUAUCUAAAGUAGAGACACUGAACACCAUACUUCACUUUGAACAGCCAUUCCUUUUGCUAAUACAAAUACCAUGCCGUCCUUUCUGAAUGUUAAGUGACAGGUUUGCUCACGUAUCAAGGUCAGCUUUGUGCAAAAACAUAAAAUGCCAUAGAUUUCACUGAUUUCUGGAAACUACUGAAAACAUUGUUUGUGCUUAACUUGCCAAAAGGCCCAUUAUUGUAUUUGAAAGUGAUGACUUGUGUGAUGAAAUUGGAAAAUAAAUACUGGCGUGGA
Molecule: messenger RNA, 1083 nt
Organism: Stegastes partitus (bicolor damselfish)
Lineage: Eukaryota; Metazoa; Chordata; Actinopteri; Pomacentridae
Product: phospholipid hydroperoxide glutathione peroxidase, mitochondrial-like
Exons: 7
Biological process (GO): response to oxidative stress
Cellular component (GO): mitochondrion; nucleus
Molecular function (GO): glutathione peroxidase activity; phospholipid-hydroperoxide glutathione peroxidase activity
Source: RefSeq, a predicted model, not a curated record